AUGAUAUCCCUAAUCUACUCUCUCCUGCUUCUGGCAGCGUCGGGCUCAUUCGCAGCGGCCGCCUCGGACAAACAGCUCAAGCCAUGUACCGUCAUCUCGCCCACAUCCGAGCGCUUCUUCGACCUAAACCCCAUGCGGCGCCUUCCACCAUCGGAAUCAGAUGGCAAGAAGAACAGCAAGAAGGAGGGCGACGAGGGCAGCUGGCAUGCCAAGGGCUACGAUUACAAUGCCAACUUCACAAUCAACUUCUGUGGACCGGUAGUUGAGGAGUUGGACAAGGUGGAGGAUCUAGACAAGGGACUGUGGAAGAACGUCAGUGCAUUUUACGAGAGAGGAGACAAGCAAUGGGCGAUAGGUCUCGAGAACUCAGAGCCCAUCUUCCGCGGUCGUAAACUUAUUCUCAAUUACACCGGUGGCUCGCUCUGCCCCUCUCUGUCCUCCAAGUCCAAGCGCACGCUCGAACCCACCUCUCUCGACACCCGCGAGAUCAUCGACGGCGACGACGACGACGACGAUAAAGAUGGCGGCGAAAAGAAGAAAUCCAAGAAAGAUGCCGAGCGUCGCAAGACCACCAUCAUCUCUCUGCUGUGUGACAAUGACCCGCUUGCGAAAACUAGUGUAUCCUUCGUCGCUGCAGUAGACGACUGCUCAUACUUCUUCGAGGGCCGCUCACCCUUCGCGUGCGGUGGUGUACAUCAGGACACCCAAGCUCUAGGCCCUGGUGGUGUCUUUGGUGUCAUUGUAUUGAUCGCCGUGCUCGUAUACUUUGCUGGUGGUUGCGUCUACCAGCGCACAGUCAUGCACCAGCGCGGAUGGAGACAGCUGCCCAACUACGCCAUGUGGGCAGGUAUCUGGCGCUUCUUCUCUGACAUGUUCAUCAUUCUUACUUCCUCGUGUGCCCGCUUUAUGCCUUCCCGCCGGGGCUACAGCCGCGUCUCGCUUGGCCAGGACAGUGGGCGAAGAGGACGCAGGAACGAAGACGAGGAUAGGUUGAUAGACAACCUGGAUGAGGAGUGGGACGAUUAG
Messenger RNA from Alternaria burnsii, 1026 nucleotides. Its product is annotated as mannose 6-phosphate receptor domain-containing protein. The coding region runs from base 1 to 1026 and encodes 341 amino acids. Gene Ontology annotation, biological process: vacuolar transport. The transcript is spliced from 3 exons. The record is from RefSeq and is a predicted model, not a curated record. NCBI's taxonomy places the organism in Eukaryota, Fungi, Ascomycota, Dothideomycetes, Pleosporales, Pleosporaceae.